AUGCCAUUCGGUCGUAAAUCGCCACUGGAGGCACUGGCCAUGCCCGGUGCCAUUAUCGCUUACAAGUACAGUCAGUACCGGCAGCGCCGGCGGGAGGCCGCCAAUCGCCGGGUCACCGAGCGGGAGCUAACGGCGUUACACAACAAAAUUGAAAAGCUGCUUUGUAAACUGGAGGAAAGUGAACUAGAACCGCCUACAUCGCAGGAAGAUGAAUGCGUUAUCUGCAUCAAUGCUCGGGCUACCAUGCAGACCUCCCCCUGUGGCCACCGCGUGGUUUGUAGACGUUGCUUCGUCAAGACGAUUCAGAGCGCGGUGGCUCAGCGACUUCUACCGUUGCGAUGCGUUAUCUGUCGAGCUCGAAUUAAUCGUUUGACAUCCGGGUCUACUUCCUGGCGGCUGCAAGGAUCUGCUAGUAGCUAUUCAGUGGGCAGUAAAAGCUGGAGCGUUCCAGGGUCAGCCAGUUCGUAUAGCGUCGACGACCCGCGAGUAACCCAAUCUGCCAGCCUCUACUCGAUGAGCUCCGGCUCAUCAUGUAUGUCGGGCAUUUCCAACAUUUCCAGCUGCUCAGGUACUUCCGCCAUGUCUUCCUCAUCUUCAAACAGUGGCAUCGGGGAGCAGCAUCAUUCUCAUCAUCAUCAUCACCUUCAUGCACAAUCUAGCCCAGGACCACACGCGCAUCACAAACACAGCAACGGUACAUGUUCCACCGGUUGCCUAGGAGCAAUUCCACGCAAUCCGACCUACCAGCAUUACUACAAGAAAGGACAAUAUUAUUCUAAGAAUCGUAUUCCGGAGAUGCCAAAUCGCUUGCCACCAAUAAUCGAAUUUAAGAGUCCAACCAGGCACCGCACGCCAUCACCUGCAAAUCCGGGGGCAAGAUUCAAAUACUACACGCAGCCAGGAAAGCCAGCCAACCCAGUGGUCGAGUCGAUACCGCUGUUGAGCAUCGAGAAACCUUCCAAACCGGGACCCUCGAAGUUGAGUCUGAACAGUAAGAUUGCUCCAACCGCUUCCAAGUCGCCAAUCAACAAAACCAACAUGGCCACCGGUAAGCCGGUCACCACCUCACUGAUCACAGCCAUUGGGACACCACCCAGAACACGAGUUAUUUCCGCGGGCAUUACACCUUCCAACAGUCAAUCCAGCAACGUUUGCAAGGGCGCCAGCAAUAAUGGUAGCAGUAGUAGUCAUAAUAGUGGCGGUACACACAGUGGCAAUAAUAGCAACAGUAGUAAAACAAGCAGUAGUAAUGUAAACACCAAGCAAGAUGAAAAAUAUGACAAUAAAAAGAACGAAACGAUCGAAAAGAAGAAAAAAGAAGAGAAACUCAAGCUCAAAGCAGAAAAGGAAGCUCGAAAGGAGGAGAAACGCAUCGCUAAGGAAGAGGAAAAACUGGCAAAAAUGCUAGCUAAAGAGGAGAAAAAACGCGGAAAGAAAGAAGCUAAAGAGCUACUAAUAGUAAACGAGGGUGGAAGCCGGAAAUAG
Sabethes cyaneus is the source of this 1485-nucleotide messenger RNA. Its product is annotated as zinc finger CCCH domain-containing protein 18. The transcript is spliced from 6 exons. The record is from RefSeq and is a predicted model, not a curated record. NCBI's taxonomy places the organism in Eukaryota, Metazoa, Arthropoda, Insecta, Diptera, Culicidae. The coding region runs from base 1 to 1485 and encodes 494 amino acids.